GCUGGCCCCGCCCCCGCGCGCGUGAGUGGCAGCGGCCGACGGGGCGAUGGGGCCGCUGCUGCUGCUGCUCCUGCUGCGCGUGCCGCUCGGGGCCGCGGACGCCGCCAACGGGAGCCGGCCCGUCGCGCCGCACAACGCCACGCGCGCCUGGCCGCCGGCCGCCACCGGCUCGCCGCUGCAGCGAACCUUCUACGUGGUCGUGGCGCUCGGCGGCCUGACCGCACUCUACUUCCUCAUCCGGGCUCUCAGGUUGAAGAAGCUGCAGCACAGGAGGUACGGGCUCCUGGCUAAUACAGAGGACGCCUCCGAGAUGGCCUCGCUGGACAGUGACGACGAGCCGGGCUUGGAAGCCAGGCACCCACGAUGGUAGCGCAGGGCUUCCCCUGAUGCCGCUGCCAUGGGGCCAGAGAGGACUCCUGCUGACCCGAGACCUUGGCACAGAGCGUCAUGCUGAGCGCUCCGGGGCGUCCUCAGCUCCCUCCUCGCACACA
Molecule: messenger RNA, 491 nt
Organism: Ochotona princeps (American pika)
Lineage: Eukaryota; Metazoa; Chordata; Mammalia; Lagomorpha; Ochotonidae
Gene: FAM174C
Product: family with sequence similarity 174 member C
Exons: 3
Coding region: 47-370 (107 amino acids)
Cellular component (GO): extracellular region
Source: RefSeq, a predicted model, not a curated record